UUUACCAAAAUGGUGUACAUCUAUGUUUUACAAAUAAUUUUCAUUUCUUUCUAAUAUCUGUUCCAUUCACUUAUGAUACAUUCAAUGAAAUGGCAGUGGAAUUGUAGUAAGCUUACUGCUAGCGUUAACAUCUUGUAAAAGGGCAAUCGUAGCUGAUAUUACAUUUGCACCGCGUUUGGUUGUUACAAACGAGUGUAGCGAAAGUUUGAAAGUAGCUGUACGAAAGUGUCUUCCGCGUCUAAUAUCUCGGUGGUUUUUAUUGAUGGACGUGAAUUAUUCUGAGUUAUUACGAGGAUUCCGAGCGCGUUUUCUCACGAUGCGAUCACUGCCAUAUUAGUUACACAACUCUUCGAAAACUCAUAAAACUCAUUGACCUAUUGAAUUACUAUUUUUUUUUUUUGCGUUCCCAUUUUAGAUGACUGGACUCCGUAUCUUUAUGUAAUUACCUUGGGGGUGACCGAAGUUACACAAGGCCUAAUUUCAUUACUGACAAUGUUGAAUGCACAGCGUUGCAGUGAUUACAGAUGAUCUCUGAUGUAGGUUAGUGCGAGCAGAAAGCACUUUCAAAUAGGACAUCUAAAUGUCAGAAGGUGUCCUAGCAUAGCGUUUCAUGCUUUGGCCAGGCAUUUUUAAAGAUGGCCACGUAUCAAGUUGACUAUCAGUGGGCUUAUACCAUAAUGGAUUCAUCUAGAAUAUCCACUUUCCUAAUAUCAAUUUUAUUGAUAGUCUAUGGCAGUUUCCGAUCUCUAAACAUGGAACAGGAAGCUAGAGAAAGAGAAAAAGAAAAGGAACGUGGUAAUUUAUUGACUGGAAUUUUGAGUAACAGCAGCACAGCAAAUGCAGAUGGUGCUAAUGGAAGAGUUCAAACACUAAAUACAAUGCAUGCUCUUUGUCUACCUCUUGGUGCUUCCAUUUCUCUACUCGUCAUGUUUUUCUUUUUUGAUAGCAUGCAAAUGCUUGUAGCAAUCUGUACAGCCAUCGUAGCUGCAGUUGCAUUGGCAUUUCUUCUUUUGCCCAUGUGUCAAUAUAUCAUUAGACCAUGUUCGGAUGGUAAUAAAAUAUCCUUUGGUGUCUGUGGAAGGUUUACUGGUGCAGAAUUACUUUCAUUUUCAUUGAGUGUGAGUAUAGUAUGCAUUUGGGUACUGACUGGGCAUUGGCUACUCAUGGACGCAAUGGGUAUGGGACUAUGUGUAGCAUUCAUUGCAUUUAUUCGAUUACCUAGUCUAAAGGUAUCCACCAUACUCUUAACUGGAUUACUCAUUUACGAUGUCUUCUGGGUUUUCUUUUCAUCUUAUAUAUUCAGCACAAACGUAAUGGUUAAGGUAGCAACUAGACCAGCAGAUAAUCCAGUGAAUCUUGUGGCUAGAAGGUUGCACUUAGGCGGUGUAGCAAGAGAAGCACCAAAACUUCCUUUACCUGGGAAAUUAGUGUUUCCAUCGAUGCAUCAAGCAGGACAUUUUUCAAUGUUAGGUCUUGGCGAUGUCGUUAUGCCAGGCCUGCUGCUUUGCUUCGUUUUACGAUAUGACGCGUACAAAAAGACUCAAUUGUUGCCCGGUGGUUGUGAAACAGGAGUUCCACCGCCACGACACAUCAAUCGCAUUAGUUAUUUUCAUUGUUCACUCAUCGGUUAUUUUCUUGGUUUACUUACUGCUACUGUAAGCUCUGAGGUGUUCAAAGCUGCGCAACCUGCCUUAUUGUACCUUGUGCCCUUUACUUUAUUGCCAUUGCUCACAAUGGCAUAUUUGAAGGGAGAUUUACGUCGAAUGUGGAGUGAACCAUUCAUAUCUCAACAACCUUCCAAACACAUGGAAGUUUGACAACAGUCAUGGGUUUGUGUAUAUUACACAUUAUGGGAGGAAAGCUACUAAUAGAAUCCCAUUGUCACUUAUCAUAACGUCCUUAUUUUUAUCAAUGUCAUUUAAUGUAAGUAAUUUCUUUUUACACGUGCGUCUUUUAAUGCCACAAUGCAAAUUACGAUUUAAUACAUGGGAAACAUAAAGGUAUACUACACUACGACAUUGAUUUAAUAUGACAUUAAAAAUACAAUACAAAUUACGACAAAGUUUUUUUAUUAAAGUGACGGAUAAAGCAAUUUUUGGAAAGCGUAUUUAGAAUACUGUCUAUUAUUAAUAUGUCAUUGGUAUUCAUUUUGUGUCUUAAAUUCGAUGUUGAGUAAAUGAAUGAAUUAUGUAUAACAGAUAAAGUAAAUGGUAAGAUAAUAUACCGUUUACUAAUUACUCUUUCAUGGUUUAGUAAAUACGUAAAAACGUGUUCUGAAAUUCACUUAAAAAAAAACGGAUAGGUAUCUCUUUCUUUUUUUUUAGUUUUACAAUGGCUUUACUAUACAAAUUUUUAAUAUUUCAUAAUACACAAUUUUUGUAUUCCUUCUUUUUUACACUAAACCAAUAACACAUAUACAUAUUAAUAAUUUUGCUAUAACUCUGUUAUAAAUGUGUGUGAUAUUCUCUACGCAGAAAGGUUCUUUUUAAUUUAUUGUUCAAUCAAUAUCAAACUAAUUGUAUGUAACGUGUAGUUAUGGAUAGAGUAAUUUAAUAAUUAUUCGACGAUUUCCAUGAAAAUCUAGUGAACGUAUGUGUGUAGGUUGUGACUUUCUUUUACUUGGAGCUAGCAUUGAACAGAGCAUUCUCUACACAAACGUGUAUAUAAAUUUUGGUUUUUAUAAACUUAAGAAUAAAAAUUUACAGUUCGUUAUUAGGAUAAACAGCAAGCAUUUCAACUUGCCAAACAUCUUGCUAACUUUGUACAGCACGAUGUAAAAUUGCAAACAAUUUUUAGGGAAAUGAAAAGUGGAUGUUGUAGAAUUUUAUUGUCAACAAAAAAAAAAAAAAAAAAAAGAGUAAA
This is a messenger RNA of Bombus pascuorum, 2862 nucleotides long. RefSeq names its product signal peptide peptidase-like 3 (gene SppL). Gene Ontology annotation, cellular component: lumenal side of endoplasmic reticulum membrane; Golgi-associated vesicle membrane; cytoplasmic side of endoplasmic reticulum membrane. Bases 636 to 1817 code for a protein of 393 amino acids. NCBI's taxonomy places the organism in Eukaryota, Metazoa, Arthropoda, Insecta, Hymenoptera, Apidae. The transcript has 7 exons. The record is from RefSeq and is a predicted model, not a curated record. Gene Ontology annotation, biological process: membrane protein proteolysis. Gene Ontology annotation, molecular function: aspartic endopeptidase activity, intramembrane cleaving.